UAAGCCCUUAACAUCCAAUGGAGAUGAGAAAAAGUACUUCUUAAUGUGCAGAUUUUGUUGUAUAAUGGUGCGUUCAAGGGCCUGGUCACCAUUAAUGCUCAUGUUCAAGGAGUGUGGAUUUCCCUUUUGUUUGUUUUUUCUUAAUAGACACAAAUAGAAGCAAUGGCUUUUGUGCGGAUUGACUUAUCACAUUUUAGAAUCUGAAAACCACCAAUGGAUCAUCAGUAUAUGGAACUUUAUUCUUCACUUAGUUUUGGAGGAGAAUUGUUGGCAUUAAUGCUUUUCUGUACCCUUUUGUCUACAGGUGUUUCUUGGUCAGCAUGGCAGUCGUCAUCCGUUUACAGGGAUUGUCGAUAGCAGCGGGUUCUCAGGACAUUCGCAAGUUCUUCAGUGGCCUUAGAAUUCCAGAUGGGGGAGUGCAUAUAGUUGGAGGCGAGUUAGAUGAAGCAUUCAUCAUUUUUGGCUCAGAUGAGGAUGCAAGAAUUGCCAUGACUAAAUCUGGUGAUUAUAUCAAAGACUCACCUGUUAAAUUGCUGCUGAGCAGCAAAACAGAAAUGCAAAAUGUUCUGGAAAGAAGCUCUGUGAAUAUGGUCAUGGAUCAAAGAAAAAUGCUGGAUGAAAAACCAAGACGUAUGAAGAUGGAAGAAAAGAGGGGACUCAGACAUUCAACUGAUCGUGGAAGGCCUUCUGGCAGAUUGGGCUACUCUCCAACACAACACAGAAGGACAUCAGGCUUUGAAAAAGACAGACAACUGAUGCUGCGAGGGAUGCCCUUCUCUGCCACUGAGAAAGAUGUGCUUAAGUUCUUUGACGGUUUGGCUGUAGAAAAGGUGGUUCUUGUGCAGAACAAUAGAGGACAAAACAAUGGGAAUGGCCUUGUAACAUUUGCAUCAAAGGAAGAUGCAAACCAUGGGCUAAAAAGGCACAAGCAAUACAUCGGUACAAGAUUUGUUGAGAUUUAUACAUUGAAAGAAUGGCAACAGGUUUUUGGGGAUACCAUUGGUGUAGCUCCGUCAGGAAUGUCUGAAAGGCAGCAACAAUCACAGCCUCGCAGUCAGGAGGCUUCACAGUAUCAUGGAAGAUCAAGGUCCCCCCCUUUAGUCCGUAGCUCCUCACCCUCAAGUGGUGAAUACUGUGUUCUUUUAGACAAUAUGUCCUAUGCUGCAGAAAAACAUGACAUCAUGAAGUUUUUCUCUAGAGCCAGGCUUGGAAGUGAUCAGAUUCUCUACCUGCUGGAUGGCAGUGGCUCAAGAACAAGACGUGCAUUUGUGCUUUUUAGAAGUCUGCAGGAUUACCGUGAUGCUUUGGAUCGAGACAACCGAACUAUGGUUAAUCGAAAUAUUAGCGUUCGUCCAAUCUCAAGAGAAAAAAUGAUCAGUCUUUUGGAAGAUCAGAAGCUCGAUUCUUCCAGUGACAGAAACAGCAUCCACAUAAGGUCCCUUCCAUUUGAUGUGAGGAAAGUUGAGGUCAUGGACUUCUUAAUUGGGUUUAAUGUGGCUGAGGAUGAUGUUAUUCUCCUGCGUGAUCAUAAAGGAAAUGGCCUUGGUGAGGUUAUAGUUUCUUUUCAGACUGAAGAGGAGGCUAUUGAGGCCCUCUCGCUCAAUGGACGAAGGUUUCUGGGGUCAGAGGUUCGACUACGGGGAGUUUCACAGUCCGAAGUGCAGGACUUGAUUAAACCAAAAGUGUCUUCGAGAGAAGAUCGCUAUCCAGAGAGGAAAUUUGAAGCAUCCUUUGUUCAGGAGACAGACUUUGUUCCUAAAAGACCAUUGAGAGAAGAGCGCUCUCGUGUCUCUAGGGACUUGACACGAGGCUCACAUAGUGAAGGCAGAGAGAGUGCACGUGGCGGAACCAAGCUCUCCGGUCAUGAUGGUCCUACUUGUAUAAAGCUAAUCAAUUUACCAUUUAACAUUAAAGUAGAAGAGGUUUAUGACUUUUGCUAUGGCUACAGCAUAAUCCCUGGGUCUGUUUCACUGCAAUACGAUAAGAAUGGGGCUUCAAAAGGCACUGCAACUGUGGUGUUUGAAUCCCGGCAGGAGGCUCUCGCAGCCAUUGAUGAUCUUACUGGUAGACCAAUUGGCCAAAGAAAAAUUCAACUUGUAUUUCUAUAAUAUUACACAUUUUAUUGUCUUAGGUAGACAAGUGUGCCAUUUAUGUAUAUAUGCAACAUGCUUUUCUUUUGUAAAAUAAAUGGUUCUGUGAAAUUGUUUUGAAAUAA
Boleophthalmus pectinirostris (great blue-spotted mudskipper) is the source of this 2215-nucleotide messenger RNA. It is a transcript of the gene rbm12bb, whose product is annotated as RNA binding motif protein 12Bb. Gene Ontology annotation, biological process: regulation of RNA splicing. The record is from RefSeq and is a predicted model, not a curated record. Lineage: Eukaryota; Metazoa; Chordata; Actinopteri; Gobiiformes; Gobiidae. Gene Ontology annotation, cellular component: nucleoplasm; ribonucleoprotein complex. Gene Ontology annotation, molecular function: RNA binding.